Messenger RNA from Apodemus sylvaticus (European woodmouse), 1697 nucleotides. RefSeq names its product YJU2 splicing factor homolog (gene Yju2). The record is from RefSeq and is a predicted model, not a curated record. The transcript has 8 exons. Gene Ontology annotation, cellular component: U2-type catalytic step 1 spliceosome. Bases 76 to 1062 code for a protein of 328 amino acids. NCBI's taxonomy places the organism in Eukaryota, Metazoa, Chordata, Mammalia, Rodentia, Muridae. Gene Ontology annotation, biological process: mRNA splicing, via spliceosome.
CAGCGCUGAAGCGGGGAAACUCCACGAGGACUCAGAAAACAGCUUCUUCACUUGUUCGUUGAACAGGAAGCGAAGAUGUCGGAACGGAAAGUUUUAAACAAAUACUACCCACCUGACUUUGACCCGUCGAAGAUCCCGAAGCUCAAGCUGCCCAAGGACCGGCAGUAUGUGGUGCGGCUGAUGGCCCCCUUCAACAUGAGGUGCAAGACAUGCGGAGAGUACAUCUACAAGGGGAAGAAGUUCAACGCUCGGAAGGAGACAGUUCAGAACGAGGCCUACCUGGGCCUGCCAAUCUUCCGAUUCUACAUCAAGUGCACGCGCUGCUUGGCCGAGAUCACCUUCAAGACAGACCCGGAGAACACGGACUACACCAUGGAGCACGGGGCCACGCGCAACUUCCAGGCCGAGAAGCUUCUGGAGGAGGAGGAGAAGCGCGUGCAGAAGGAGCGAGAGGAUGAGGAACUGAACAACCCCAUGAAGGUCCUAGAGAACCGUACAAAGGACUCCAAGCUGGAGAUGGAAGUGCUGGAAAACCUGCAGGAGCUGAAAGACCUGAACCAGCGGCAGGCGCACGUGGACUUCGAGGCCAUGCUGCUGCAACACCGCCUGUCUCAGGAGCAGUGGCAGCAGCAGCAGGAGGAGGAGGAUGAGCGUGAGACAGCGGCCUUGCUGGAGGAGGCUCGUCAGCGAAGGCUUCUAGAGGACUCUGACUCAGAGGAUGAGGCUCUGCCUUCCCGACCACAGGCAGCUGCAAGACCCAAGCCCACAGCCAUCCUCGAUGAGAGCCGGGUCACGGAGGCCAGAGAGCAACAGCUGUGUAUGGUCCCCAUAGGCACCAAAGACCAAGAGGAAGGCAGAGGCCCUGUGCAGCAAAGCACGGCUGGCAGGCUUGGUUGUACCAAAGAAGGUCAAGACGGAAGCCAACGGGGCCUCGGAGCAGGUCCGGGUGCCCUCCGCAGCGGGUGCUCCCCAGAGCAGGAAGGCGGCCAAGCCUGCACCCCAGACCCCUGGUGCUUCCUCCCUGAGCCAGCUGGGUGCCUAUGGGGACAGCGAGGACAGUGACAGCUGAGCUCAGCCAUGCCCACCGUGGCAUCAGAGACCCAAGAAAUGAGGAGGAGACGGGAUCAAGCGAACACCUUCAGCAAAGGCCUCGGGGCCAUUUCUGCAGUGGUCCUGGCAGGGUGUGGAGAAGCGAUGUCCCCAGGACCGCAGGACAGACAGCCUGGUCCACUCCUCCAGUCCUUGAGUUGUGUGGAGCCUGUUGGCCGGUCCCUUCCUGCCACAGAGCUGAACACGGUCUGACAUGGGACAGGGGGCAGGGACCCUGGGCACCAUCUCCCACCAUACAAAAAAAAACAAAACAAAACCCAAGAAGACUAGAAAAUCAACUGGAAAACAGACACAUGCGGCGGGAACCUGCCCGACUGCAGGGGGCUGCCAGGGCUGAAUACCCAGGACUCCUGCCACGCCCCGGGCCUGGCCCCACGGCACAUGCCCUUCACUCAGAAUUUGGGAUUACAUCAGUCAGUGUUCUGAUACUGUAAGAAAAUAAUGUUGCGGCUGAAUGUUUUAUGUAGAGUGCGGUGAGCCAGGCUCCGUGGGGGAGGCGAGGAGAAGCUGGCUCAUGUAGCCACGCUCUCUGCCUCAUCAGUGCUGGCCUGAGAGACUGAACCACCAAACCCAUCUGAAACCUGAAA